Molecule: messenger RNA, 1449 nt
Organism: Durio zibethinus
Lineage: Eukaryota; Viridiplantae; Streptophyta; Magnoliopsida; Malvales; Malvaceae
Biological process (GO): nucleobase-containing compound metabolic process
Molecular function (GO): 3'-5' exonuclease activity; RNA binding
Source: RefSeq, a predicted model, not a curated record
CCCGGUAAAAUAAAUAGAAUAUGAGAGUAAUAUAAAUCCAGUCAAGACUUCGGAUCGAAGGAAAAAAAAAAGAAAAAAAAAGGAAAAAAAAUCAAUCUGCUUGGAUGGUCCGAUCGCAUGGCUUCCUCUCACCAUACUCGUUCUCAUGGCACUCACGUUCCUCUCCCUUCUGACUCAGGUGGCAAUCCAUUUGACAAUGAAGCUCCUCUGGUUCCAAUCCAUAUAGUGACCGAUGUUUCUCAGCUUCCUCUGGAGUUCCUGAACCCUUCGCCGGAAAGGCAGUUGGUCGUAGGUUUUGACUGCGAGGGCAUUGACCUUUGUCGCCAUGGCAAUCUUUGUAUUAUGCAGCUUGCAUUUCCAGAUGCUAUAUAUUUGGUUGACGCCAUUGAGGGUGGAGAGGUGCUCAUAAAAGCCUGUAAGCCUGCACUUGAGUCUAGUUACAUCAAAAAAGUUAUUCACGAUUGCAAACGAGAUAGUGAGGCAUUGUACUUUCAAUUUGGCAUCAAUUUACACAACGUUAUGGACACCCAGAUUGCUUAUUCUCUUAUAGAAGAACAAGAAGGACGGACAAGAUUGCCUGGUGACUACAUAUCUUUUGUUGGCCUCCUUGCAGAUCCACGCUAUUGUGGCAUAUCUUAUCAGGAGAAGGAAGAGGUUCGUGUCCUCCUUAGACAGGAUCCCAACUUUUGGACUUAUAGACCAUUAUCCGAGCUUAUGGUCCGUGCAGCUACAGAUGAUGUUCGCUUUCUUCUAUACAUCUACCACAUGAUGAUGGAGAAACUGAAUCAACGAUCCUUAUGGUACCUUGCAGUUCGUGGAGCAUUGUAUUGCCGAUGUUUCUGCAUCAAUGAUAAUAAUUUUGCUGAUUGGCCAUCUCUCUCUCCCAUUCCAGGUUCUUAUGAUAACUUAAUAACAGAAGGGAAUGCUCCCGAGGAAGAAAUACUUUCUAUUCUUGAUGUUCCUCAAGGGAAGAUGGGUCGUGUUAUUGGAAGAAAAGGAGCUUCCAUAAUGUCAAUAAAGGAAUCUUGCAACGCUGAAAUCUUUGUUGGAGGUGCUAAGGGUCCACCAAACAAGGUAUUCGUCAUUGGACCUGUAAAGCAGGUGAGGAAAGCUGAAGCCAUGCUGAGAGGAAGAAUGAUGGAUUAAUAGUGAGAGUGUCUUUUAGGGCUUCUCGUAAAACUGUAAUCAAAUGAUCACAAACUCCCAAGACCAUUUGCGUUUGCCUGACCUCCCUAUAUGUACAGUGAUCAUUAUCUACCCAUCCGAGACUGAGACUGAAUUUGAUCCUGGACAAUAUUGAUAUUGGAGGUAGGCUUUAAAUGCAAAUUAAAUGUCUGUUGUUCUAAAAAGGAAAAUAUCUGUAUAAUUAGCCAUUUGGAGAAUGAAAAAUAUAUAAUUAAAUAAUGUUUAGGAGUGUUGGCUCAAUUAGUUCUCACGUUUAAGUAGGGG